AUGCACAACGGUAUAAAAGACUAUGGUCCAUCUCCCUUGAAGUCAGUAUUGAUUUCAUCUUGUAGUCCUUUGAAUCCUGAUCCACCAUGGAAUUCGACUUCAACUCCCGUUUGCUUGGCCGCUCUUCUAGCUUUGGUCUUCAUUGCCAGUGGUGGAAUUCGCCCCGUGGAUGCCAGUGGAUACUUUGGACGCCGAGUUCUGUUCGUGCCCAUUACCUCUCCGACAAGUGAUGACACCUGUGCUGCUGAUUAUGCCAAUAAAGACAAGAACGAAUUGGAACUGUUGGAAAAUGGACUAUUCAAUCAAGAGUUCCUUGAGAGUGUGGGUGUUGGUAACAAGAUCAAAAUGUGCUCUGCUUACAUUAGCCAAAGCGACCCAACCCAAUCCGUGUUCAGAGUCAUGUCCUUCCAGAUUCAAAGUAUUCUUAGGGCAUUAAAAAUUUGAUCAGUUGGACUUUCAAAUGGCCUUGAUCAAAGGUGUAGUAUUCUAUAGUUCUGGUCGGAUUCAUGCUUGUGUGUAAUUCAUGUUUGUGCUGUUGAAAAUACACCCAAUCUUUGGCACUUCAA
This is a messenger RNA of Tigriopus californicus, 566 nucleotides long. RefSeq lists its product as uncharacterized. The transcript is spliced from 3 exons. The record is from RefSeq and is a predicted model, not a curated record. The coding region runs from base 1 to 444 and encodes 147 amino acids. NCBI's taxonomy places the organism in Eukaryota, Metazoa, Arthropoda, Copepoda, Harpacticoida, Harpacticidae.